Molecule: messenger RNA, 2466 nt
Organism: Sciurus carolinensis (gray squirrel)
Lineage: Eukaryota; Metazoa; Chordata; Mammalia; Rodentia; Sciuridae
Gene: Piwil3
Product: piwi like RNA-mediated gene silencing 3
Exons: 20
Coding region: 1-2466 (821 amino acids)
Biological process (GO): regulatory ncRNA-mediated gene silencing
Cellular component (GO): P granule
Molecular function (GO): piRNA binding; protein binding
Source: RefSeq, a predicted model, not a curated record
AUGUGCGGGCCAGGACCCGAGCCCGAGGCAGAGCGAGGCAUCAGCGCUUCCCCCAACCGGAGGCACCUGGAGCUGCUGCAGCGAGUCCUGCCCCACAGGCUGCUGGGCUGCAGCCUCGCCCCCAACCACAAGAGGAAGCUCAAGCAGCUGCACCUGAGCAGCCAAGGGGUGCGGAAGGAGGGGCCCAGGCUCCAGGCGUUAUCGGUGAGGCCGAGGAGACGUCCUGGAGUUUUUCAAGACCUCGUGGUGAAUACCAGGCAGAACUUGGAGCAUGUUAGACACUCAAAAACUGGUUCAGAAGGUACAGUGGUAGAUCUAAAAACGAACCAUUUCCAAGUGACAUGUCCCCAGUGGAUUGCAUAUAAGUACAACGUUGACUACAAACCAGACAUAGAUGAUACAAAUCUGCGUUCACAGCUACUUUUUCAACAUGAACCAGUUCUUGGCAACUGCCAUAUAUUUGACGGAAACUCUUUAUUGUUAUCUAGAAGGCUACACAGUCGGCAGGUGGAACUGGUCAGCCGGACCCUAAACCGUAGCAUUGUGAAGAUUACACUUAACUUUUCCAAGGAACUGCAGCCCACCCACCCGGACUGUGUGCGCUAUUACAAUAUUCUCUUUAGAAGGUUGGAAGUCUUGCCUGGUUACGUUACCUCCAUUCUUCCGUAUGAAAACAGUCUUACUUUGUGUGCAGAUCUGAGCCAUAAACUACUCCGAAUGGAAACUGCUUAUGAUUUAAUAAUGAAGAUAUUUGAAAGCAAUGUAAGAAAUUUCAAAGAGAAAGUGGAGAAAGAAUUAGUUGGGCUAAUUGUUUUUACAAGAUACAACAAUAAAACCUACAGGGUGGACGCUGUCAGCUGGGAUGAGACUCCCAGAGAUACAUUUACAAAAACAGACGGCAGCCAAAUCACCUAUGUGGACUACUACUGGCAGAAAUACAAUAAACACGUCACUGACUUAUCUCAGCCACUCUUGGUCAGCCAAGGCAGAUGGAAAAAGGGCCAGAGGCUUAUGCCACGCUCGCCUAUUCGGCUGGUUCCUGAGCUGUGCUACCUGACAGGUUUAUCAGAUGCAAUGCGUAAAAACUUUUCAAUGAUGAGAAACUUGUCUGAUAGUAUGAGACCAAAUCCCAUGAAAAGGACGACAGUAUUGAAGAAUUUCAUCAAGUCUAUACGCAUAAACAAGAAUGCACAGAGAGAACUUAAACGCUGGCAUUUCAGGCUUAACGCAGACUUCUUGUCUGUCUCGGGAAGAACUUUGAAAGAAGUAAGAAUCUUCCAACGUGAUGAAUCGUUCGAGGCUGAUCCACUAGCAGAUUGGUUAAAAGGAUCAAAAAAUACAUCUUUACUUAGAGCGAUGUCAAUAAAUGAUUGGGUGAUACUUUAUACUAGGAGCUAUAUUGAAGUAGCACAUUCCUUACUUCAGAAUCUAAGGAAAGUCACCCCUGCCAUGGGCAUGACUCUGAGAAGAGCAAAGAUGUAUGAAGUAAAUGAUAACCCUAGCUCCUACAUAACCAUGUUACAGAGGUGUGUCACACGAUACACACAGAUGGUGGUUUGCUUAUUGCCUGAUGAUGGGAAAUACAGGUAUGAUGAAAUAAAAAAGUACUUAUGUGUUCAAUGCCCAACUCCAAGCCAGUGUGUGGUGGCACAUACCCUAGACAAACCCUGGACAUUACUAACUGUGACCGCAAAGAUUGCCCAGCAGAUGAAUUGCAAGAUGGGAGGAGCCCUCUGGAAGGUGGAGACAGGUUUGGAAAAGACGAUGUUCGUCGGUAUUGAUUGUUUCCACGAUAUUGUAAAUCGGCGAAAAUCAAUUGCAGGAUUUGUGGCAAGCACAGAUGAGGAAUUAACCAAGUGGUACUCUCACUGUAUCUUCCAGGAACCGGGAGAGGAGCUUGUGGAUGGACUGAAGAACUGUUUGAAAGGUGCCUUGAGUUCCUGGUUUAGAAACGUACCACAUGCACCACAAUCUAUUGUGGUCUAUCGGGAUGGAGUGGGAGAUGGUCAGCUUCAGGCCUUGCUUGACCAUGAAGUACCCCAGCUUGUGAGCUACUUAGAUCAGGGCACACAUAGUAUCAAGCUAACGUUCAUCGUGGUGAAGAAACGAAUAAACACCAGGUUUUUUGUUGAUAAAACCAGUGGAUUUGAAAAUCCAUAUCCAGGAACUGUUAUUGACAUGGUGUUAACCAGGGAGCAAUGGUAUGACUUCUACAUUGUGAGUCAGUCUUCAAAAACUGGUACCGUUACUCCCACUCAUUAUAAUGUUAUCUAUGACACUACCUGCUUGGACCCGGAUACGGUACAGCGUUUAACUUACAAACUGUGCCACAUGUACUACAAUUUGCCUGGUAUCAUCCGAGUUCCUGCUCCUUGCCACUAUGCCCAUAAACUGGCUUACCUUGUGGGCCAGAAUAUUCACCAAGAACCAGAUAAAUCACUCUCCGACUCUCUCUAUUACCUUUGA